This is a messenger RNA of Rhinichthys klamathensis goyatoka, 1130 nucleotides long. RefSeq names its product heme-binding protein soul3 (gene soul3). The transcript is spliced from 5 exons. The record is from RefSeq and is a predicted model, not a curated record. Bases 164 to 949 code for a protein of 261 amino acids. Lineage: Eukaryota; Metazoa; Chordata; Actinopteri; Cypriniformes; Leuciscidae.
CAACACGUACGAACUGAGCGCUGUUAAUAACGCGAGAUUAGCGACCAAUGUUAAAUAUCCUCCUGUGCUCCGGUACACGGACAUGACGGUGAAAUCCGUGUGACCGAAGAGUGAGGGCGCUUCUGAACACGAUCGCGCGGGCUCGUCAUCGACGGAUCGAGCGAUGGAUCGCGGCGGGUGUCGGAUGAACGGAGGCGGCGGUGGGGAUAUGAUCUCGCUGGAGGACCUGGAGUCCGUGUCGGAGGAUCAGCUGUCAGACAGUCCCGAGGAGGAGCUGGAGGACCAGGAGGACCAGGAGAGACUCCUGCGCUACUGGAGAGAUGUGGCGCGAGGACACCAGGUGGAGGUGCCCACAGACAUGGCCGAACCCAUCCAGCAGAUCACCAGCAACAACGACGGCACACACACACGGGAGCAGGUUCCGCACACACUCCUCACACGCAAGGAGAAGUGCGGGGAGGUGGUGUACGAGAAGCGGCGCUAUGAGAAGGCGCACUGGGCCUGCAUCACGGUUCACGAGGACACGUAUGAACAGAGCAUCUGCUACGGCUUCAUGAAGAUCAUGAGGUUCAUCUGCCAGCAAAACACAGCAGGGAGCUACCUGGGCAUGACCAUACCCAUCGUGACGGUGGUGCGCACCGACGAGAUGCACACCACUCUGUCCCGGGCCGUCACUGUGGCGUAUUACCUUCCCAUGGUGCACCAGGGCGACCCGCCGCGACCCCACGACCCCGAGAUCGCCAUCGAGCAGUGGCCCGACACUGUCGUCUACAGCAGGGCCUUCACGGGCGCCACUAACGAGCGGUCCAUCAUUAGUGAGAUCAGCGGUCUGGCCGAGGCGCUGGACUCUCCGGGCGACUGCGUGAACGACUCCUUCAUCGUGGCCGGAUACACCAACCCAGCGGCGGCCAAUCGGCAGAACGAGAUCUGGUUCCUGGAGAGGCCUUGAGCUGCUCGCUUUACCCACAAUCCUCUGCUCCUCUGAGUCCACACGUCCUAGUUCCUGAUUACCCAUGAGCACUGCUCCUCGCUGUCGUCUGAUGAACACGAGCAGAAGCUCAUUUAUAUGCGCAACACUGAUUAUAAGCUACUACACCAAUGCAGACACCACAACUGGAAGUGAGUCACUC